ACUUCAUUCCUCACUUAUACAUUUCCAGCUCAACGUUUUUACCUGAUUCACAAUCCAACACGCCAAGCUGCUAAAAUCCCCAGAAAAAAAAAUUACGAAUACUUUAUUCAUCUUCAAAAAUGGAAGUAAAAAUCAUACUAAAAGUAAUCCUAAUUCUACUCCAAUUAUUCAAAUGGGCUAUGAAUACCACCGUAUUGGUUUUGUAUCGAGCAGGAGACGAGGGUUACUUUAUGGGUGCUUCUUACAACAAAAAUCAUGACGCCGAGUCCUACGUUUCCGGAGUAUUCAUUGGUUUCAUGACGUUAACUAAGGCACAACUAAUUUCGCACGUGAUCAAUUAUUGUACAGACCGGGACAAUUUUUUUAAACGGAUUCCGCUCGAACUUAUUAUGUUGGUGUGGGGUGUGUUCGGCUGGUUGUUUGCGGGUACCAUAAUUAUCCAUUUUUGGGGGGCCUUCAUCCCUUCAAAUCAUUUCACGGAGACUAAUCCUGCCUCUGUGGGGAUGUCCAUGGGGAUCAUGAGUUUAGUAAUUGGAAUGAUUUACCUGGUGGAAUGUAUCUUAAUAAUUGUCAUACAUAAUUUGGAUGCUAAAAGUGGACGGAAUCGGGUAGGACAAGUUGUCGUUUAUGGACCGGACCAAGUGGAGUACCGAGUCGUUCCUUCUCAAAAAACUUGAGAAUGAAUUUAGUAAAAAAAAUGCAAACAAAUUUUUUAAAGUUUAAAUUUGGUUAAUACUUUUUAAUAUAAUGAAGGCCAAUAAAGUUUGAAUUAAAUAAAAUUAGUUGAAUUGCAA
Molecule: messenger RNA, 794 nt
Organism: Folsomia candida
Lineage: Eukaryota; Metazoa; Arthropoda; Collembola; Entomobryomorpha; Isotomidae
Product: protein snakeskin
Exons: 3
Coding region: 120-677 (185 amino acids)
Source: RefSeq, a predicted model, not a curated record